Molecule: messenger RNA, 4030 nt
Organism: Trichogramma pretiosum
Lineage: Eukaryota; Metazoa; Arthropoda; Insecta; Hymenoptera; Trichogrammatidae
Product: protein Tob1-like
Exons: 4
Coding region: 1757-3244 (495 amino acids)
Biological process (GO): regulation of gene expression
Cellular component (GO): cytoplasm; nucleus
Molecular function (GO): transcription corepressor activity
Source: RefSeq, a predicted model, not a curated record
CUCGCGAGCUGAGCAUUAUUAAAUAGAGUCGCGUGGCUGUUUCUUCUUAUACAUAUAUAUACAUAGAUAUAGAGUGCGUAAAUGUAUAUAUAGACAUAUACAUAUAUAUACACAAACCACAAGAGUAAAUGUGUGUAGAUUUGGACAUUAUUCAUGGCUUAUGUACAUCAUUAUCAUUAGAAACGACAAAACAACGUAUUUUCAGCUGGAAAGUACGAAUUUAGUCUCUUCCUUCAAUCUGUCAAGUCGACAAAGUAUCUAACGAAUCUCCGUUUAAGCUACAGUCAGUUGAGGUCAGCAGUUAACUUCAAAUCGAAUAAGCCACGUAAUCGUCGCCCAAUUUAUUAUUAAAAAGUAACGUAAAAUUGCAGCGUGUAAAGAGCAGUUUCCAUCGGUCAGUGCAGUGAGUGCAUGUUUAUAAUAACGGAUCGUUACCGUUAAAGGUGUACGGGGAGAUAGCAGCAGCAGCAGCAGCAGAGACAAGAAGAUAUAAUUGUUGGUGUGUCCGUGCGUGGGUUCGCUGCAGUUUUCACGCUGAUCACUUCGUAGACAGCAUAAUACAUAUUAAUAACAUAUAAAAAAAUCGAUAUUUGUAUCUAUAUACAUGUGCAUACAUAGAUAUAUGUUCGUUCACCUUGUCAGUGUAUUAAUGAAGAACCUUGAAUCGUCGCCUGCUUCACAAUUUCAUCGCAGCUUCAUUUUUUUACUUUUGUAACAAGAUAAUACAAUAUAAUAUAUAAUAUAUUAAAUAAUAAAUACAAGUACAUUUGUACAUACGACAGACAAGUAAUCAUCCAGCGAGUUUAUUAGUACAGAGAGACGGAAGAACAAGUAGAAGAAAUUAAAAAGGAGCAACGUGACAGUUACACGCUACAUACACACAUACAUGCAUACAACAAUCCGAGUUCCUCAUUGUUAUGAUUAAUUAUCAAGUUACAUAAUACGAGAAAUAAAUGAAAAAAGCCUGCUGCAUCUCGACGAUUCAAACUCAUUCGCAUACACUGUUAUUGUUGUCAACGCGCGAGUGAGGUAGCAUUAUUGUUUGCAAUACAAAUUAUACCGCGUGUGUGCAUUCGACGACGACGUUUCUUACAACGAGUGUUGAACGGCAUCGGCGGCAGCAUCAGCAGUAGCACGUCCUUGCGUCGUCAUUGCAACUUGCGACUGCAACAACUACUACCACUACUAUUAUACUACUACUACGAUUACUACUACUACUACUACUACUACUACUACUACUACUACUAUCUUCUCUUCUACUACAAUUACUACUACAACUUCUCCUACUAUUACUACUACUACUACUACGACGGGGCUUGUCUGUAUACCGAUUCAAGUCGAGUUCGAAUCAGUGUAUGUGCGCGAGCGAGGUUACCACUAAAGUUUACAGAUUAUUUCGAACUCGUGUUUGUGUGCAUCCAACAAUUGAUCUUUGGAGUUACGUCAUCCUCGCUAUAGAACAGAGAAAAGGGAAAAAGAAGAGCCUGGCCCAGUCUAUCAUUCUUCUUGACACAAUAUUCCACGACUGUCUGCCUUCGCACACGUAUACAGCUGAUUCAAUAGUGUGGUAGAAGGAAGGCAUCGACGCGGUGCUAUAAAUUAGACGACGACGCAGUUCUGGCUCCGUACGCACUCGUAACGGCGACAUCGUCAACUGCGACGAUCGGAUCUUGAUCGAGCAAGAGCUCGCGGCUCUGCUUAUUUGCGGCAGCAGCUCACUCACAGCCCGAAAAUUCAUCUUUCCAAACCGAGCAAGAUGCACAUCGAGGUGCAGGUGGCGUUGAACUUCGUCAUAUCAUAUUUAUACAACAAGCUGCCCAGGCGGCGAGUCAACAUAUUCGGCGAGGAGCUCGAAAAGGCCCUCAAGGACAAGUUCAAGGGCCACUGGUACCCGGAGAAGCCCUUCAAGGGCUCGGCCUUCCGAUGCCUCAAGACCGGCGAUCCCAUCGACCCCGUACUCGAGCGAGCCGCCAAGGAGAGCGGUGUGCCCAUCACAGACAUCUUGGAAAAUUUGCCAGCCGAGUUGGCCGUCUGGGUCGACCCCGGCGAGGUGAGUUAUAGAAUCGGCGAGACCAGCCAAGUCAAGAUCCUCUACUCGGAGAGCGCCGACCCUCACGACGAAUCCUCGGCCGACCGCGAGGUCACCAAAACCUUCAAUCCCGAGGCCCAGUGCUUCCGACCGAUCGAGGCCGUGGGCAGCUCGCUGAGCGGCCUGAGCCUCAGUCCCAAAUCGACCUCACCAUUCCCGAGCUCGAUGGCGAGCAACGUCAGCAACGGAUCCGCCAACAACUGCAAUCAGCAGAACGGCCACGUGAGUGGUUCCUCGUCGGCGCCAUCACCCACGCCGCUGACUAGCUCUUUCAAGGGAUCCCCGAGUCCUGUUCCGGCUUUCAUUCCGAGGUCCACGGCACCGCUGACUUUCACCACUGCUACAUUCGCCCAGACCAAAUUCGGCAGUACCAAGUUGAAAACUAGUAGCAAACGAGCUAAUAGAAUGUCACCGACCGAGUUCUCGAACUACAUCAAGCAACGCGCCAUGCAGCAGCAGAUCCACCACCACCACCCGCACCAUCCAGGCCAGCAAUCGACGGGCCAGCAGCAGCAGCAACAACAGCAGCAGCCGAGCGCGGGCCCUCACAGUGCAACUGUCCUGCCGGUCGUGUCCCAGCAGGGCUCGCCGAGCAAUCGCAGCCUGUCCCCGGGCGGUGGCCUCGUCAAUGGCCACGGCCAGCACAGCAGCGGCGCCGCCGACCCGAGCGCCUACUUCUUCCACCAGGCAGCGGCCGCGGGGGCCGCCCCACCGGCCUACCAUCCACAGUUCCCGUCGCACCGCGACAUCUUUGGCAGCGCCAGCUCGCACGGCGGCUACCUGGCCGACCUCUACGCGGGCACGGCAAAGUUCCCCUCGUCGUAUCUGGACCCGAGCGGUCUCGGACACCAGUUCUACGGAGGCAGCAAUCUCGGCAACUCGGCCGGCAGUCCGGUGGGUGCCAUCGCGGCGGUACCGAGCGGAGCCCCCAACGCCCUCGGACCCAUCGGAUCGGCCUCCGCGGGCGCCAUCGGCUCGCCCGUCGCCUCCUCGGCCGUGGGCAGUCCGCCGAGCAACGCCGCGGUCGCAGCCGCUGCUGGCCAACCGAGCCAGCAGGACAAGUCUGGCCUGUCCGACGGCCUAAACAACUUCGGACUGGGCUCGGUCACGCCCUACCCGGCCAGCAACUACCAGCACUUGCUCGUUGCCAAUUAAUACAGUGCCGUCUCGUGAUCCUCCUCCGUCGCCUGAUAGUGACUGCCUCGCGUCGACGAUUCAACGCCAGCGCCGCCUGAUCCCCACGAUGUUGCUGCUACCAAGCCUGCUUUUCCGCCUCAAGUUGCUGCUGCGUAAUAUUAGUCUUUAAGGAAAACUACGGGCCUCUGCAAGGCACAAAGCAAGGCCAUAUUAUAAUACAACUCGAUCGAGUGUUUUCGUGCGCUAAGUGUGAUACAUGUCCGUAAAGAUAUUCGUUGUAAAUUUUAAUUUUAAAUCGCAUGUCUACCGAGUAUCGUAUUUAAAUUUUGCUAAAAAAAAAAAAAAUAACAAAAUAACAAUAAGUGAAAAAAGAGAUAAAUGCUCUAACUCGAUGCGCACGAAGGCCAUCGCUCGAUUCGCAUUUACGCGUACGUACAAGUUGCACAGGUACGUAUGUGUAAAGGCAUGUCUAUAUUUGUGUUGAUAUCAAUAUCAUACAUAUAUAUAUAUAUAUAUAUACAUAAUACAUAUAUAUCUAUAAUAUGCAUCAAAAAAUCCAUAGUAAUAGCUGAUGCGCGCGGGUGAAGCAGGUCACGAUUCUAUGUAUGUAUAGAAUAAUCCUAUUAUAGGUAUAUACACGUUAUACAGACACGAUAUCGAGGCAUGUAAAAAAAAAAGAAGUGAGAAUGAUUUGAUCGCAGCCACAGUAUAAACGAAAGACAAAAAACGAGAGAAACGAAAAAAAAUAAUGCAAAACCAAACUUUAUCCUGUGAACGAAGGAAUAUAAACAUAACAGAAAGAAA